Molecule: messenger RNA, 661 nt
Organism: Chelonus insularis
Lineage: Eukaryota; Metazoa; Arthropoda; Insecta; Hymenoptera; Braconidae
Product: transmembrane protein 256 homolog
Exons: 4
Coding region: 50-550 (166 amino acids)
Cellular component (GO): membrane
Source: RefSeq, a predicted model, not a curated record
UUAGUAAAGUUACAUUGUCUAUUGGCUUAGUCACUAGUUAUCUUCACUAAUGGAUCAAAUUUCUAAUGCAUUAAGCUACGUGAUUUUUACUAAUCCUAUAAGUGCUACGGUUGGCGAUUUAGUAAAAACAUCUGCAACAUCUAUUAUCACUUACUCUGGAUUGACUCCUAAAGUAGAACCUAAAAUGAUACCACCUGAACCUUUGUGGAAACUUGCAGCAUCUGCUGGACCAUAUCUAAGACUGGCAGGAAUCAGUGGAGCUUCUGCAGUCAUUCUUGGCGCUUACGGAGCUCACAAAGAGUUCAAGGAUGAGCAGCUGAAACAAGUAUUUGAUACCGCAAAUCGAUAUCACUUUUAUCAUUCCCUAGCUAUGAUUGGAUUAUCUUUAUGUAGAAAGCCAUUUUUGACUGCUACACUUUUACUGUCAGGCAUGGUGAUGUUUAGUGGUACCUGUUAUUAUUAUGCAUUUACUGGAGAUAGACGUUUCAGUAUGAUUACUCCUUAUGGAGGCAUAUGUUUCAUUCUCGCUUGGUUGAGUAUGUGUAUCUAAAUAGUUUUAAUGCAAAUAUCACAUAAGUACGUAUUUUUUAAAAUAAUGUAUCGUACGUUUUAUUACGUAUAAAUAUGUAAGAAUGUUAUUAAAGAUAUAUUGAAAACAUAA